This is a messenger RNA of Chenopodium quinoa (quinoa), 2140 nucleotides long. RefSeq lists its product as uncharacterized. The transcript is spliced from 2 exons. Lineage: Eukaryota; Viridiplantae; Streptophyta; Magnoliopsida; Caryophyllales; Amaranthaceae. Bases 1174 to 1668 code for a protein of 164 amino acids. The record is from RefSeq and is a predicted model, not a curated record.
AAAUUUAUUAUUAAAAGAUUAAUAACUUUUGUGGUAUAAAGGGAAACUUUAAAUACUUGUAUGAUAACUUUAACCCGUCUAAUAAUAAAUUAACGUACACCCGCUUUUUUUUGGGAGAAUUUGUGUGUUUUGAAAGGUUAUGAGAAAGGUUAGGGCUAAACCUAUUGGAAAUGAAUGAGAUGUAUUGAAAAUAAUAGUGUGUUUUUUCCAAAUAGAAAGUGUUUAAGCUAAUUUAAGACGGACAAAAAAAAGUGUUCUAAAUGUUUUAGGAUUUAUGGGUUAAUACAUUCUAUACUACAACAUGCACUAAAUCUGUUAAGAUAGAAUAUAUCUUAUAUGAUAAUAUUUUAGGAAUAUAUUGUGGUAUUAUCUUGAUAGGUUAAUUAUUCCCCAAGCUAUACUCUUGUAUAAAUAUACGUUAAAGAUGAAUGAGAAUAUUUGUGCUUUUGUGAUUAAUUUGUCAUUGUAUCAAAAGCCAAACCAAAUCCUAAAUAAAAUUUUUUUUCCGUGUGAGAACAAAUCGUGAGUGAUGGGUGAGAAGACACCGAUAGAUUGACUUAACAUAUUACCUUGAUAAUCCCGGUAAUGUGAUCACGCCUAUUCAAUUGCGUGCGCGAGAAUUAUGAUGAGUAGGCACAAGCUAUCCGUCGAUCUUUGAUGGCUAAAAGAAAAUUUGGUUUUGUGGAUGGCACAAUCCUACAACCAAAAGAUAAAUCGAAAUUGGUGGACUGGAUUGCGGUACAGUUGGUGUUGGUAUCAUAGAUUUCUAACACUUUUGAUUCAAAGCUACGCCCCACGAUCGGUGAUUAUGAUGAUGCUAGUGUUAGUGGACGAAUUUGAGAAUCGAUUUUGUGUUGUUAGUGGUACUCAUUUGUGCCAAUUGAAGACAGCCUUGGGCGAGUGCAAGCUAAGCAAACUCCGCAAGAGUCGGUGGCUGACUAUUUUGGCCAGCUCUUGAAGGUGUGGAAAGAACUUCUCACGUUUAUACAUGUGCCGAAGUGUGCGUGUGGGAAGUGUGUAUGCAACAUACUUGCCCAGGUGGAAGAAAUUAGGGAGGAAGAUUACCUCCACUAUUUUUUGAUUGGGCUAGAAGACCAUUAUGCUCCGAUCAGAGCAUAAUUUCUUGCGCAAAAAUCUCUUCCAUCAAUUGAUAUAGCUUAUCAAAAUAUAGUCAUGGCAGAGAGGCUUCGUGGUAGGGGUUCGACCAAGGAACCCAAAGAUACGGUUAUGGCGUUUUGGGUGGAUGCGAAGUCGAAAUCAAAGUUUGUUGACAAUAGUGAUAAAUUAUGUAACCAUUACAAUCGGGAAGGACAUGAUGAAGUGGGUUGUUUUCAAUUGAUUGGCUAUCCCGAGUGGUGGGGUAAUCGUGGACGAGGCAAAAGUGGUCGUGGACGUGGAGGGGGAUGUGGCAGUGGUGGCCGAGGGUCUCGUAACAGCAGCAGUGGCUCGGCACCGUCUAGCUCCUCUUCCCAACAGUCUUCUGUCCGUGCAAGUAAAGUGGCAGGGGGCUCGACAAAGCAGCAACAAGGUGGGGCAUCUACCUCUGAUGAUGCAGCUGGCUUGGUGGGUAUUUCGGCUACCCAAAUUCAGAAAAUAUUGGAUAUUUUAAAUCCAACAAAUAAAUCAUUACACGGACCUGCAGACGAGGAGGGUGAUUGGUGUGGGUGAACGUGAAGAUAGACUGUACCUUUUCCAUGGUGUUCCACAAGUGAAGGUUCUAGCAGUAGAUGGAGAGUCUUUGUUGGAUCUAUGGCAUCAACGGAUAGGUCAUCCAUCAGAGACAGUGUUGAAGAUGAUUCCGAUUGUGAGUGGUUCUUCAAGGAGACUUAAUAAUAAAACAUGUGAUGUUUGUCCUCGUGCAAAGCAAUCUAGAUGUAGUUUUCCAAUUAGUGAUAAUAAAGCAAGUCGUAUAUUUGAACUUGUUCAUAUUGAUUUGUGGGGCUCGUAUAAAACACCUUCUUUGUGUGGAGCUCAUUAUUUUUUGACAAUAGUUGAUGAUUUUUCUAGGGGUGUUUGGAUUUAUUUAUUGAGAAAUAAAAUGGAGGUUGAAUUGAUGUUUUUGAAUUUUAUUGCUAUUGUUAAACAACAAUUUAAUCAAGUAAUUAAAAUUGUUAGGAGUGACAAUAGGACGGAAUUUAAU